Molecule: messenger RNA, 2567 nt
Organism: Macrobrachium nipponense
Lineage: Eukaryota; Metazoa; Arthropoda; Malacostraca; Decapoda; Palaemonidae
Exons: 8
Coding region: 341-1384 (347 amino acids)
Source: RefSeq, a predicted model, not a curated record
GUAGUGGUGGAUGGUGUUUCGCGUAGUCUCCUCACGAUGCUUUCCCCGUCUCUCUCGGCCAGUAUCACUAAACUCUUUGGAAAAAUUGUCUGGUGAUGCCAUAGCCAUUGACGUGGUUAGGAAAGGAUCAAUUUUGCAUAACCGAUACAGCCGAAGUUUGGAAGAUUUCGAUAUAAGUUCAGCAGAGUAAUACGACUACAAUCGACGGUUUUACCAGCAUCGUUAUAAAACUAACACAGAGUGAAAUGUGAACUUUUGAAAGCACACGUUUCCAACCUCACAGCAAAAGCGAAAACGAAUGUCCUGAGGAUUACUAACAUUUAAACCAAGGACUUCAGCGAUGACGAUAAGAAGGAUAAGGGAGAAAAACCCAAAUUUAUCCCCCGCCAAGUCAUUACAAUCAUCUGCGUAUUAUACCUCACUGGCAGCCGGAAGUCUGCAAGGGCUGACAAGCAUCCCGGGAUGCCCACAAAAAUGCUCCUACGCCUCAUCUCACUGGUGCAUUGAAACCUCCAGGGUGUCGUGUUCCAGUGUACAGCCGAGACUUCUGCUGCACUUCUUUCUCAUUCUCCUACACCUUGUCGCAGGAGCGUUCAGCAUCAAAGUGCAGGAGAUGAGAGUGCCACAUCCGGGUGUCGUCGAGCGACCAGCGACCCUGGAAUGCGUGUACGACACCGGUCUAGACAAAGACAGUUUCUAUUCUAUACGCUGGUAUUUAAAAGGGGAGCUCUUCUACAGCUUCAUCAAGGGGAAUAAUCCGGAAAAAAUAAACCACAACCACACCGAUGUUGACGUUGCGAUGGACCACUCGGACAGGAGAAAGGUCACUUUAAGAGAAAUAACAGCUGCCGCCGAGGGUCAGUACAGAUGCGAGGUCAUGGGGGAGGCGCCCUUCUUCGAAACGGACUCGACGACGCAAAACCUCACAGUCGUCAGACUUCCGGACAGCCCCGAAUUCCGAGUCACGAGAAGUUCGUACCGGCUGGGAGAGACCGUAAAAGCCACCUGCACAGCGCGUCACUCCUGGCCACCUUCGACACUUAUCUUCUCCAUCAACGGCCGGCGCGUUCCUGCAGAGUCGAUUCGCGUGCAAAACAUCGGCGUGUCGGAGGACAAGAGUCGCUUCUACUUCCCGAAGGGAUCCUUCACCUCGACUAGCAUACUGUUCCUGCCCAUAGAGAGGCGACUCUCGUCCAGUAUCCGCCUGGGGUGCCACGCCCUCGUGCAGUCCUUAGAGAAGGCCAGCUUCAUCUCCGUCGAGGUGGAGUCCGGACUCUCCAGUAUGUUCUCCUUUUUCAAUGCAGGAGCUGCCUGCUGGACGUCAGACGUCGUUCUCAUCGCGAUGACAUUGGCGACGCUUCUGCUGCUUCAAAGGCAGUUGUAAUGUUCCUCCCGUGAGAAUGAUUAUGGACAGGAAGACUUCUGGUGAUGCUUCUCCCCUUUCGAGCAAGGCUAUAAAAAUUUGGGCUUUAAUUUUUUUUCUAGACAAAGAAAAGAAGGAAGAGACGAAGAAGUUAAAAAAAAACCGGAAUUCUAAUUAGAAGUGAAUUCGUGAGGCUUCAGUUAAUAUAGAUUUUCUAACGAAGAAAAAUCCAGACUGAUUCAGUUUCUCUUAGAAGUAAAAAAUGACGAAGAUUUACUUUUCACUCCUUUUUUUUUUUUUUUUUUUUUUUUUUUUUUUUUUUUAACAACUAUAACACGUUUCAUUUAAUUCAGCUAAGUAUUUGCCAACCACAAAAGAAUUUUUACCAGUCAUAAUUCUAAUUUUAUUUUUUUUAUCAAAAUAUUAUUUCAUCACUCAUCAGCCUUGGAUUCACUUUUUUGUAUAACUUAGCUCAAAAGAAAAGGAAACACAAAAGGAAAAGUAUCGAAGGUGUUCGGGGGAAGUGCAGAGAGCGACAAGAAAAUGCAGCCGAAAUUCCCUGAAUAAAAUGUGGUUCCUUUUAACCAAAAAAUGUUGAAGCAAAACUGAACAAGUAUACCUGAUUUUUUUUUUAAACGUGAAAUUACUUUACAAAUUCGGCAGUAGGACAUUACAUACUCACGCAUAUACAUAAAUGACAUAUAUGUAUUUAUAUAAUAAUAUUGUUAGAAUUCAAUGUAUACUUCCAUUCUUACACAAACAAAACUAAGCGAAGUUGCACGUAUCAUUACAGAUAUCCAUAUAUGCAUACGAGUACAUACUUACACACAUUCACACACAGAUUAUCAAUGAGUGCUUGAAUAAAUAUUCGCUUUCAUUCUAAGGAAAUCAAACAACAAAUAACGAAAGGUCCCAAAAGAGAAAAAGAGGGAAAACACAGAUUAAUAUCCAAGUAAGACGAGAGCAGUACUAAAUGCAACAAAGGCGGAUUAAAAGAGUGAAAUUGGAUGGAAAUAAUGCACGAAUAAAAGGAACUAUCCUUUAUUUCCUGAGAGAGUAAACAUAAAUUUCAGGUGAAGCGAAAAAAGAAUAAGAAAAAAAAACCUUAGUUCAGGACACUUGCGUGGAAACUGUGUCCAUAAAGAACGCCUCCUACUGAGAGAGAGAGAGAGAGAGAGAGAGAGAGAGAGAGAGAGAGAGAGAG